Chelonia mydas (Green sea turtle) is the source of this 924-nucleotide messenger RNA. RefSeq names its product stress-associated endoplasmic reticulum protein 1. Bases 312 to 512 code for a protein of 66 amino acids. Lineage: Eukaryota; Metazoa; Chordata; Testudines; Cheloniidae. Gene Ontology annotation, cellular component: endoplasmic reticulum. The transcript is spliced from 3 exons. The record is from RefSeq and is a predicted model, not a curated record. Gene Ontology annotation, biological process: endoplasmic reticulum unfolded protein response.
UGCGCAUUAGAGGAGCCGUUCGAAAAUGGCGUCCCCCCGUCACAACACCCAUGGGCAAGAGCCCAGAGGUCUCGCACAUGCGCAAUGGUGCCGCGCGGCGGCUGGGCGCCGGCUUGCGACGUCACGCGAGCGACGAAAGCUCGCCACGUCAGGCCCGCGCAGGGCCGCCGCGUCGCUUCCGCCUCUCGCGAGGCGGGCGCCUGCGCCCUGCGGCGCCCGGCGACUUACUUCGCGCCCGCCGCCCUGCCCCGGCGCAUGCGCCGUGAGCGGCGCGGCGUCUGGGCCAGCCAGCGGGGGGGCCCGGCGGGAUCAUGUCCGGGGUGCAGCGCAUGAGGGUGGCCAACGAGCGGCACAGCAAGAGCAUCACCCAGCGCGGGGGCCUGCACCGCGCCCCGAAAGCCCCCCCGGAGGAGAAAGCCGCCGUGGGGCCGUGGUUGCUGGCCCUGUUCGUGUUCGUGGUCUGUGGCUCAGCUAUCUUCCAGAUAAUCCAGAGCAUCCGCCUCGGAGGAUGAUGGGAAACGCCGCUCUCCCUCCCGCUCCUCUUCUCAGGGAAUUCUGGGAUACCUCCUGGACCUCCAGUGACCCUCUGUGAUGUGUUGCAGCCCCCCGCAUCCGCCUGCCAACUCUGCCCCCCUUCUUUUUGCAUCCUUGUCUGUUUCCAGCCCCGGGGGGGGGGGGUGAAGAGGGAGGCUCCCCUUUCGUCUCUCCCGCCCCUGCAGAUGGGGGUGUCCCCCAGAGGUCCUGUGAAGGCAGCCUGGGGUUUGGUCUUGGUGUGGGUGGGUGGGGAUUUUUCUCUUUAAAUCGGUGAUUCCCCCCCCCGCCCCCCCUCCGGCUGCCCCACUGCUCCAACCCCUCCUGCCUCGGGUUUCGCAGUGUCUGCCUGUUUACUGGAAAUACAUUAAAUGUUGGGAUUUUUAAUAAAAA